CUACUCUGAGCGGGGUCAAAUGGGCCCUCGGUGUGAAGAGGCCACCGCGCAAUUGGUGAGCUAGAGACGUACUGAGCAUGCAGAACGCUGGAGCCUGGAGGGACUAGCCUAUUACCUAGUAUAGGGCUUUACUUGCAUCUGGAGAGGGACUGCGAGCUGCAGCAUUGCACCGUGCGUUUUGCCAACGAGCUGAUUGUGCGUGUUGCCUCUAAAUCGUCAAUCGGUUGGCUUCAUGGGCAACGAGGCAACCGAUGACGAUAUGGGGGUGAGAGGUGGGCGGGCGGCGCCAAACAUCUUGGUCACUGGUACCCCCGGCACUGGCAAGACCUCGCUGUGUCACCAGCUGGCGGCAUCUGUUCCCCUUCAGUACAUCAACAUAGGGGACCUGGUCAAGGAGAAGGAGCUGCACGAUGGCUGGGACGAGGAGUAUCAGUCCUGGAACUUGAACGAGGACAAGCUGUGCGACGAAUUGGAGGACCGAGUGGCCGAGGGUGGCUGCCUUUUGGACUACCACGGCUGCGAGCUCUUUCCCGAGCGCUGGUUCGAUCUCGUGGUGGUGCUGCAAACCGACAACUCGGUUCUCUACGAUCGGCUCGUAGCCAGGGGGUACUCAGGUAGGAAACUGGAGGACAACAUGGAGUGCGAGAUCAUGCAAGUCAUUCUCGAAGAGGCGCGGGAGAGCUACGAGCACAGUAAAGUGCUCGCCCUUCCGAGCAACUCCGUAGAGGACAUGGAACAGAACGUCGAGACGAUCUCGCAAUGGCUAAAGUCGUGGAAGAGCAACCCGUCAUGAUUCGAAGCAAAGUCGAAUGGUGAGAAAGACAGCGAAUAGUUAGAGUAAUCCCGAACCCGUCAAAUCAUUCUUCUGAUGAUGAAGCAACAAUUCCAAGGUUCUUCAAUUAAGUUGGAGCCGCCAGGACCCGUAUCACAGGAGCAGUCUUGUAGAUGCAACCUCGUGUCGGCGGCACCAGACCGUCACCACUCCAAAGCUGUGCUUGGAAAGAUUUAGGGUCAAGGGCAUCAUGAUCUCAAUCUCUGGUACGCGUUGAGCUAGCGCGACCUAGUAUGCACCGUUAGCAGAAUUCAGUGAAUGAUUAUUGCAACGC
Messenger RNA from Klebsormidium nitens, 1106 nucleotides. The record is from the annotation of a GenBank genome assembly. NCBI's taxonomy places the organism in Eukaryota, Viridiplantae, Streptophyta, Klebsormidiophyceae, Klebsormidiales, Klebsormidiaceae.